UCAGCCAUUUUUUGCUCCAGCAAUAAAUUCAAUGCCGGACGUCGGAUUUUCAGACUACGAGGCACAAACAGCUAGACAGUACAACAGACUGGUGAAACAGAUGCCCGCACGGGACAUGGUUAAAUAUGAGGAACAGCGACAAGCGUUUGGAGAGGCGUUCUAUGGAGGAGCGCAUACGAUACAGCAAGGACUCCAUAAAGACGAUCCCAAGGCAAUUGAUAAUAUGGUCAAGGAUCUGGAAAAUCAAAUAUCGAAACGGAAGAGCUUCUCGCGACGUAGAACACACAACGACGAUGCGGACAUUGAUUACAUUAAUGAGAAGAAUCAGCGGUUCAACAAAAAGCUGGAACGAUUCUACGGCGAACACACAGCGGAAAUCAAGCAGAAUCUGGAACGAGGUACGGCCAUAUAGGCACCAGCACCUACUGUACGCAAUGA
This is a messenger RNA of Bradysia coprophila, 438 nucleotides long. Its product is annotated as pre-mRNA-splicing factor Syf2-like. The record is from RefSeq and is a predicted model, not a curated record. Gene Ontology annotation, cellular component: post-mRNA release spliceosomal complex; catalytic step 2 spliceosome; Prp19 complex. Lineage: Eukaryota; Metazoa; Arthropoda; Insecta; Diptera; Sciaridae.